AUGAAAUCUCUGAGAAUAAACAAUCAAUAUAUAAUGUCUAGAAAAAUUGCUUCAGGUGCAUUCGGGUUUGUGAUGCUUGGGUUUGAUCAAAAAACAGGACAGUAAGUAGCCAUAAAAAUUGAAAAACCUGAAAAUGAGCAUCUCAGGUCCUUGGAAAAAGAAGCAGAUAUAAUACGGAGAUUGGAAGGGGUUCAAGGAGUGCCUAAAAUCCUAUAUUUUGGCAAAUAGGAUGACUUUAAUGUUUUGGUUUUGCAACUUCUUUCUAAAGAUUUGUCUUCUUUGAUAAAAAAAUAAAAGAAAUUUAGCCUCAAAAACCUGUUUUAUAGAUUGGGAUUAAAUUAGUUGAAAUAUUGGAUGACAUUCAUUAAAAGGGAGUAUUGCACAGAGAUUUAAAACCAGAAAAUAUUAUGA
This is a messenger RNA of Paramecium tetraurelia, 411 nucleotides long. RefSeq lists its product as uncharacterized. The record is from RefSeq and is a predicted model, not a curated record. Gene Ontology annotation, biological process: protein phosphorylation. The transcript has a single exon. NCBI's taxonomy places the organism in Eukaryota, Ciliophora, Oligohymenophorea, Peniculida, Parameciidae. Gene Ontology annotation, molecular function: protein kinase activity; ATP binding.